Cynoglossus semilaevis (tongue sole) is the source of this 1734-nucleotide messenger RNA. It is a transcript of the gene angptl2b, whose product is annotated as angiopoietin-like 2b. The transcript has 9 exons. Gene Ontology annotation, biological process: blood coagulation. The coding region runs from base 1 to 1734 and encodes 577 amino acids. The record is from RefSeq and is a predicted model, not a curated record. Lineage: Eukaryota; Metazoa; Chordata; Actinopteri; Pleuronectiformes; Cynoglossidae.
AUGAAUGACGCCGAGAACAGCGCCCACCUACCCCCUCCCNNGCUCCUGGUCCUCGGACUGGUCUGUGGCGUCCAGCAGAUCCGGUGCAGUUCGUCGGACAGCGGCCGGGGCGGCGCCAGGACCCAGGAAUUUGAAAGCAGUGAAGACGGCCUAGAGAGGGAGUUCCUGUACGCCGGGCGGAGUCGGCGUUCCCCCGGUGAGCAGCAGCAGCAGCAGCAGGACAAGUGCUCCUACACUUUCAUCGUGCCUCAGCAGAAAGUGACCGGCGCCAUCUGCGUCAACUCCAAGGAGCCGGAGGCGCUGCUGGAGAACCGGGUCAACAAGCAGGAACUAGAACUUUUGAAUAUAGAGCUCCAGAAACAGAAGCGGCAGAUCGAGACGCUGCAGCAGCUGGUGGAGGUGGACGGAGGGAUAGUCAACGAGGUGAAGCUCCUGAGGAAGGAGAGUCGCAACAUGAACUCCAGGGUGACUCAGCUGUACAUGCAGCUGCUCCAUGAGAUCAUCAGGAAGAGGGACAAUGCCCUGGAACUGGCCCAGAUGGAAAACAAGAUCCUGAACCAGACGUCGGAGAUGCAGCAACUGACCAGUCGAUACAAAGACCUGGAGCACAAGUACCAGCACCUGGCCUCGCUGGCCACCAACCAGUCCGGCGUCAUCACCCAGCUGGAGGAGCAGUGUCAGAGUCGACCCCCGUCUCGUCACUUCCCCGUGCCUCAGCCGCAGCCCCGACCUCAGCCGCCCCCACCCCCCCCGCCCCCGAACAAGCCACCACUGACACAGACCAGUCCAUUCAAGGACUGUCUCCAUGCUCUGGAGGAGGGCCACAUUUCCAGCGGCAUGUACCUGGUGAAGCCGGCCCACGCCAACCGCCUGAUGCAGGUGUGGUGCAACCAGAGGCACGACCCCGGAGGCUGGACGGUGAUCCAAAGGAGGGUGGACGGCUCCGUCAAUUUCUUCAGAAACUGGGAGACGUACAAGCAAGGCUUUGGCAACAUCGACGGCGAAUACUGGCUGGGCCUGGAGAACAUCUACUGGCUGACCAACCAGGGCAACUACAAGCUGCUGGUCACGCUGGAGGACUGGUCCGGCAGGAAGGUCUUCGCCGAGUACGCCAGCUUCAGAGUGGAGCCGGAGGCCGACUUCUACAAGCGGGGGGUGGGGCGUUACCACGGCAACGCCGGCGACUCGCUCACCUGGCACAACGGCAAACAGUUCACCACGCUCGACAGAGACCACGACGCCUACACAGGUAACUGCGCCCACUACCAAAAAGGAGGUUGGUGGUACAAUUCCUGUGCCCACUCAAAUUUGAAUGGGGUCUGGUACAGGGGGGGGCACUAUCGGAGUCGGUACCAAGACGGGGUCUACUGGGCUGAGUUCAGGGGCGGAGCCUACUCCCUGAAGAAGGUGGUCAUGAUGAUCCGCCCCAAGAACGAGAACGGGAACGAGAACGAGAACGGGAACGAGAACGGGAACUACGAGAACGAGAACGGGAACGGGAACAGUUCUUACUGUGCUGAGGGGACAACGUCCCAGCAUGCACCAGGACAACGGUGCAGCACAAUUCUGCUGGAGAGUCAUGGCACCUUCUUCAGCCUGGCUGACGAUGACGCAGCUGACGGAGACUUUGUCCCCGAUCCAAACCGUCAGCAAGGGAUUUUUACUGUUAAGUAUCAAGGCUUCGUGAAUAUUCUCCGGGAGUUGAGCAACACGACACUGAGUUCUGGGCUAUGA